AGCUUCUGGGGACCCAGGAGAGCUUGUGUUUGCCUCCUGCUGCAGCCUUGGGGAGAUGCCCUCUCAGGAACUCAGCUCUUCAGAUAAAAAGUCUCCCUCUUCACAUGAGAGCAUCCUUGAGUGAGAGCAUUGCAGCAUAUUUUAAAAGCUUUAUCUGUCUGGAAAUUUUCCAGGCAGUCCCUUACCUACUGAUGUCCUCCUUCUUCUCUUCUCUCCUGCCCUCCUUAAAUCUUACCAAGCAGAUCCAUAUCAUUAAUAUUUCAGUAUCAGCUGUUCACAGGCAUUGGCUACAGUGCAGUGCACUUCAUCAAUAAGAGCCGGCAGAGGCUGUGAGGUUUGCCACACUGCCUUCAUCCAGCCGAGGAGUAAGAGCAAAGACAGAGCCCAGCAGAGAAACCGAGUAUCCACUGAGGGUAAGACUGCACAUUGCAGUCGUUGUCUAGAGGUGCUUUUUGCUGCUGUCCCUCAGAUCGUCCGGGUAAUACCCGAGCAAGCAACAAGAAUGGAUGUCUUUAAGAAAGGUUUCUCCAUCGCUAAAGAAGGUGUGGUGGCUGCUGCAGAAAAGACCAAGCAGGGAGUGACAGAGGCUGCAGAGAAGACUAAAGAAGGGGUGAUGUAUGUAGGUACCAAAACCAAGGAAGGCGUGGUGCAAAGUGUGACCUCAGUUGCUGAGAAGACCAAAGAACAGGCCAAUGUGGUGGGAGAAGCCGUAGUAGCCAGUGUGAACACUGUGGCAAACAAGACUGUAGAAGGAGCAGAGAACAUCGUGGCUACUACAGGAGUUGUAAGAAAGGAGGACCUGGCUGGGCCGGAGCCGCCCGAGCAGCCGGGGGUGGCGGGAGAGGGGGCCCCCGUGGCAAGCACAGACAGCGGCGGACAGGGUGAAAAUGAAGGCAAUUAAUUAACUUAGUGACUUGUAGCUCAAAAGAAAGCAUUCCAAGAGCAUACAUGGAAACAUUAGCUGACACUACAACAGGAAAACCCCACUCUCCAUAGACUAACUACAUUCAGCUCUGUAGGCUUUCACCUCCCUCAUAAGCAAAUCGUACAAUAUAUGUAAGCCAGACUCCUCUGAUUGUAAGUAAAGCGCAGCCGUGUACCCAGAGGGUUGUGUGUCUCCCUCCCCACUUCCCUCGUGGCUUCCCGACCCGCUCGCUUUGCGUGUUUUGGUCGGGCUCACUGAUCUGUGUCUCGUGUCCAUCUGCACUGGCACUUGGGAUCUCUAGGCAUUGUGGAAAUAUUUUUUUUUAACUAAUAAAAAAAAGUAUUUGAACAA
This is a messenger RNA of Columba livia (rock pigeon), 1276 nucleotides long. It is a transcript of the gene SNCG, whose product is annotated as synuclein gamma. Gene Ontology annotation, molecular function: cuprous ion binding. The transcript is spliced from 5 exons. NCBI's taxonomy places the organism in Eukaryota, Metazoa, Chordata, Aves, Columbiformes, Columbidae. Bases 503 to 901 code for a protein of 132 amino acids. The record is from RefSeq and is a predicted model, not a curated record. Gene Ontology annotation, biological process: synaptic vesicle endocytosis; synapse organization; chemical synaptic transmission. Gene Ontology annotation, cellular component: axon terminus; neuronal cell body; cytoplasm.